This is a messenger RNA of Aricia agestis (brown argus), 2622 nucleotides long. RefSeq names its product epidermal growth factor receptor kinase substrate 8-like. Gene Ontology annotation, molecular function: actin binding. The record is from RefSeq and is a predicted model, not a curated record. The coding region runs from base 283 to 2496 and encodes 737 amino acids. NCBI's taxonomy places the organism in Eukaryota, Metazoa, Arthropoda, Insecta, Lepidoptera, Lycaenidae. The transcript has 16 exons. Gene Ontology annotation, biological process: Rho protein signal transduction; regulation of Rho protein signal transduction. Gene Ontology annotation, cellular component: plasma membrane.
ACAUUGGUAUCCACCGGAUAAAAGGACCCAUUUAAUCGGUCGAACGCUAUGUAUUGACUUCCUGCGACGUGACUCCGUCGUCCGUCGGGUCGUCAGGUGAGCAUCGUCCAUUAGCAGCUCAUCAGCCGAUGCAACGGACGUACAUAACAGCUUUCUCUGCGCAUUAACAAAUCAUACAUCAUAAUGCAUAAACGCUCGCGAGCCGCACAAAGACGUAUCGCAUAGACCGUGUUUUCUCGAUACUUCGUUGAUUCGAUUCCGUGGGGCAUAUGAUGGUCUGACAUGUCUCGGGCGCGGGAGCAGCGCGCGCUGCACGACUUCGACCAGCUGGCGGGGCUGCGGCGCUCGUAUGCGCUGGAGCACCUGGCCACCUUCACUGUCACCCGGGAGACAGGCAUCGUCUACCCCGCGGAUGGCAUGAGAAGGCUGCUGCAGCUGGAGAAGACUAAUGGAAUAUGGAGCCAAAAAAUGCAGUUAUGUUUAGAGGAUCAGUGGGUGCUUGUCAUGGACUACGAGACCGCGUCGGUGAUGGAGCGCUUUCCGGCGGCGUGGGUCCACUCCCCUACCGCGUUCACCUCCCCCGAGCCCGCGGAGCUGUACAAUAACGUGCUGGCCUUCGUGGUGGGAGACCCCGAUGCUGGAGCGCCAGGCGCGCGCCGCGAGCUGCACAUCUUCCAGUGCCAUGACGUCGCCGCGCAGACGCUCGUCGAGGAGCUCAACGCGCUCAAGGGCGUUGGAAGUGGCGGCUCUGAAGGAGGACGUGACUUCGUAAUAGAGAGGGAAAGAGAAAGAGAACGGGAAAACGAGAUAGAAAGACCGAGGAGACAACAAAUGUCUGCACAGCUGGGCAGAGGCGAACGAGGAGGCUCCGGGGGUGAGAGGGACGACGCAUCGUCCACCGGCUCCGAGCGACUGUACGAGCAGGACAUAGCCAUAUUGAACAGAUGUUUCGACGACAUCGAGAAGUUCAUAGCUCGUCUGCAGCACGCUGCAGCGGCAUCCAGGGAAUUGGAACGCCGAAGACGCUCCAGAGGAGGCAAAAGGAGCGCUGGAGCCGGAGAGGGAAUGCUAGCACUCCGCACCAGACCACCGCCAGAGAGAGAUUUCGUCGACGUCCUACAAAAGUUCAAGCUGUCUUUCAACUUGCUGGCGCGUCUCAGGGCACAUAUACACGACCCAAAUGCACCAGAACUGGUCCAUUUCCUCUUCACGCCGUUAGCUCUGAUCGUGGAUGCGGCGGGGGAUGCUGCGGACGGAAGAUUGCCAUCUCGUGUGGUGCAGCCUCUUCUGACCAGGGAUGCUCUGAAUCUUUUGGCAAAUUGCGUCACCAGCAAAGAAACUGAGCUGUGGCAUUCUUUGGGAGACGCAUGGCUUAUACCCAGAGAACAGUGGAAAACAGUAAUACCACCUUAUCAACCCGUGUUCAUGGACGGGUGGUCACCAGACUACCAGGUCGACGAUCAACCUUUGAGGAGAUCAUCUCCCAGACGCGCGGAGCCGGUAAAGGAUGUCCGGGAGGAAGACCGGGAGAGGGGGGAAAGAUCUGAUGCCUACGGCUAUGACAGAGAGGAGGCGGAUCUAUAUGGUGAUCAGUACGCUCCGUAUCCAAGGAACACGCGACCACUGACGCGGGAGGACUCUGGUACAGCGGCGUCCUCUCCUGACCGUGAGCCACCGUACCGUAGCGACAGAGAUGAAGAUGACCUUGGCGAGGCUUGGGCUCGCGGCGUGGCGGCGCGCGGCGGGCGCGUGGUGCGCGUCACCUACCCCCGCACCGCCAACAACGACAAGGAGCUCACUGUCGUCCGCGGGGAGUACCUCGAGGUCCUGGACGACUCCCGUAAGUGGUGGAAGGCGCGCAACAAGCGCGGGGUGACGGCGCACGUGCCACACACCAUCGUCGCCCCCGCCGCCUCCCCGCCGCCCUCGCCCCGCCAGGACCCCCAUCUCUACCCCAACCCCAUAUACACACACUACCAGGACGGAGGCCGAGGGUCCGGCGGCAGCAGCCCCACUGGAGCACCGGAGGAGAAACCAGUGCCGCCCCCGCCGCCGCCGCCGCCCCCUCCCAUGCCCGUCGCACCAGUACCAGCGCCCACCAAAACUGAUACCAUGAAGUCCACAAAGUCGGUGGCCAGCACUGGUACGCUGCACGAGGAGCUCAAGGCGGUCCUGCCACAGAUACAACAACGGAAACUCGACAUCAAGAAGACACCGGACAUCUUCAUACAUCAGAAAUCCAACCCAGACGAGGUCGUUGAAUGGUUGGAAGCGAAGGGUUUCAGCAGCACGGCGCAGAAACAGCUGCGCGUGCCUGGUCACCAGCUGUUCUCGCUGUCACGAACCCAGCUGGAGCGGCUGCUGGGACAGGAGGAGGGCAAGCGCCUGUACAGCCACGUGUUGGUCCAGCGAAACGUGUCCGGGUACAAGACCACGUCCGCCUCCGAGCUACAGAGCAUCCUAAGGAAGGCCAGGGAGAAGGUGGAAGUGUCCUGACCAGCGCCAGAAUCCUGACCAGAACACCAGUCAGAACAGUCAACGGGACAGACAGCGAUGAAGAAGUGUCGUUCUGUUAGCCUGACAAAUUCGUUCCUAAUUUAUACAAUAAAUAUAUACUUUUAU